Messenger RNA from Cetraspora pellucida, 646 nucleotides. NCBI's taxonomy places the organism in Eukaryota, Fungi, Glomeromycota, Glomeromycetes, Diversisporales, Gigasporaceae. The record is from the annotation of a GenBank genome assembly.
AUGGAAUUACUUCAUACAAUACUUCAAAAUUUUAACACCAAUAAACUUAUUAAAAUUGCAAUUGACGGAUAUGCAGCAGUUGGAAAAACAUCAGUUGAAGAAGCAAUUGCGAAUCAAUAUGGUUAUCAGUUUAUUGAUUCUGGGUUAUUUUAUCGAUAUGUGAGUUAUUAUCAUAAUAAUUACUCAAUUGACCAAAUCAAGCAAAUCUUCGAUGAAGAACAGAUAUUGAAAUUGAUUAAUUCUAUCAAACAUCUUAAUAAAGAACAAUAUCAGGAAUCAGGAAUUAGAGCAGCUCAGAUAUCAGCGAAUAAUGAAUUACGUGAUAUUAUAAAUGAAACAAUUAGAAAAAUAGUCAAAAGCAAAGGAUUUGUUGUAAUUGGUUAUGAUAUCACCACACUCUGUUUACCUGAUGCUGAAGUAAAAAUAAUUUUAUCAGCAGAUGUCGAGACUCGUGUAGCUCGACGUGCUUUUCAAACAAAUUUAAAAGAUUAUAUUAAUAUUUUCAACAAUAUUUUAGAACGAGAUGUAAUAUCUCAAUCAUUAAUUAAACAAGCAUAUAAUGUCUCAUAUGAGAUUGAUACAACCAAAUUAACAUUAUCUGAAGUUGUCGAUAUGAUUUUAAUUCAAGUGUUUAAGAAGAUACUUG